Talpa occidentalis (Iberian mole) is the source of this 3624-nucleotide messenger RNA. RefSeq names its product ring finger protein 138 (gene RNF138). The transcript is spliced from 7 exons. The coding region runs from base 67 to 804 and encodes 245 amino acids. The record is from RefSeq and is a predicted model, not a curated record. NCBI's taxonomy places the organism in Eukaryota, Metazoa, Chordata, Mammalia, Eulipotyphla, Talpidae.
CGGGCCCCGGGCCGCCACCGCCACCUCGGCCGCUGCCGCCAGCGCCUUGAUCCCCCAUCCCCCGCCAUGGCCGAGGAGCUCUCCGCGGCCACGUCCUACACCGAAGAUGAUUUCUACUGCCCCGUCUGUCAGGAGGUGCUCAAGACGCCCGUGCGGACCGCGGCCUGUCAGCACGUUUUCUGUAGAAAAUGUUUCCUGACUGCAAUGAGAGAAAGCGGAGUACAUUGUCCCCUCUGUCGUGGAAAUGUGACUAGAAGAGAAAGAGCAUGUCCUGAACGGGCCUUAGACCUUGAAAAUAUCAUGAGGAAGUUUUCUGGUAGCUGCAGAUGCUGUGCAAAACAGGUUAAAUUCUACCGCAUGAGACAUCAUUACAAAUCUUGUAAGAAGUAUCAAGAUGAAUAUGGUGUUUCCUCUAUCAUUCCAAACUUUCAGAUCUCUCAAGAUUCAGUAGGGAACAGUAAUAGGAGUGAAACAUCCACAUCUGAUAAUACAGAAACUUACCAAGAGAAUACAAGUUCUUCUGGACAUCCCACCUUUAAGUGUCCCUUGUGUCAAGAAUCAAAUUUUACCAGGCAGCGUUUACUGGAUCAUUGUAACAGUAAUCAUCUAUUUCAGAUAGUUCCUGUGACGUGUCCUAUUUGUGUAUCUCUUCCUUGGGGAGAUCCUAGCCAGAUUACUAGAAAUUUCGUUAGUCAUCUAAAUCAAAGACAUCAGUUUGAUUAUGGAGAAUUUGUGAAUCUUCAGCUAGAUGAGGAAACCCAAUAUCAAACUGCUGUUGAAGAAUCUUUUCAAGUAAAUAUUUGAAGGCUGUACACAUCUCUGCAUCAUUGGACCUACAAGUGCCAUCUUUAAGGGGAAAAUUACAUAAAGUUUCCAUUUCAGUAACUUGAUGUGUAUAUUAAUAAAAGUAAUUCAGUCUAUUGAUUUAGUUUUUAAUUGAAAAAUAAAGGUGAGCCAUCUAUUAAAAAUUUCAUUCUCAUAAUAAGAAGUGAAAGUUAUGACAUCUUGAAAAGAAUUAGAAGGAUUAUAUUUCACUAAUGUAAUGGUGGAAAAGGAAAUCCCUCUUGUACUUUAUCAUUUUCUAUUACGUAAUUUAGAAUUUUUCUUUAUAUUGCUUUUGAAAUUUUGUUCAGUUCCUUCCAUUGAUGUACGUAUGCACAAAACACAACGGUAGCAAAUUCUGAAAGAUGUGAUUGAUAUAAACUUAACAAGUCUGAGCCAUUUAUCAGAGUUGCAGAGUAGAAACUUGAAGUGCUAAUGAAACAAUCCAAAGGAAACUUUUUUAAUACAGAGUCUAGCUGAAGAAUUCAAUUAUAAGAAAAUUGUAUUUAUAUAAUGUUUAAUAUUUUUGAAAACUAGAUUUCUUUAAUAAUUUUAACUCUUUAAAAAGUGAAAGCUCAUAAAAUAAUUUCCUUUUUGCUACUACCAGGGAAUAUCCAAAGAAAAUUUUCUUUGGUGGGCAGUUGGUAAUUUCAAAUCUUGUUUUUUUGGCUGACUAAUUUGUGAGGCUAGAGUAUAUAGUAAGCUGAGUUAUAGCUCUUUGGCCUCAGAAUUUUCAAUAGUCAGUAUUUCUGAUUAACUAAGAUCAAACUUUUAUUAGUGACUAUUGGUUGGUGAUAUGCUAUUCUAUAAAUAUAUUUAAAUGGGAUUUGGCUUCACCUUAGUUUAGAAAUUCAUUCAAACCUAAAGUUAUGUAUAUGUACAUGUAUUCUUGCAGUUUGUCAGGUUAUAUACAAGAUUUUUAUUAAGAUUUUAGAAGUGCACAAAUAUGGGACUAAAAUGUUUAUGAUUUGAUUAAAAUUUUGUAUAUCCAAGAAGUUUUAAAAAGUAGCAGUCAAAUCCUAAGUGUUAUAGAUGGCUGUUACUACACCUUGAAAAUUGAGUUUACACAUACACAAUUACCUGUUUAUAUGGUGCUCAUUUGUUAUUCUCAGAGAUAAUGCAUGAUUAUGAAGUAAUGAGGCAGAUUCUAUUUCGCUACAUUUUAGUCAAAAAUGGGUUUAUUCUUAGUGGUCAUUAAUAAAAUACAUAAAUUGACUUGUUCCAGAAGGCCCAAAACACAGAUCAAAGAAGGAAGAGUGGAUUAGCUGACAUUCCAUACUAAUACACAUUGUUUAUGCUUUCUUUAAUGUAACUAAAAGAAAAUAAACGAAAAUCUCAAGUAGUUUGCUGCUAAUAUAUGCAUAUAUUGUAUAAAAAAGAUAUAUUUUGGUUUUGUUAAAACCCUUGUUGACUUUUCUACAGUGAACUUUUUUUAACUUGAUUUAAUAAAAAUGUUAAUUUUGGAAGCAAAGUUUUGUAAAACCUUUUUGCAUUCAAACAGCAGUGAUUUUAUUUAUGGGUAGUAAUAGCAAUCACCAAAAAGCCAUACAUCUUAAUGAACAUAUGCCUUUGUUCUGUCAUUCGAAAGAGUGAUGCUUACUAUGUGCUUGAAUAUUUUCUCUGCAGUUACAUAAAUGUAAUUGUAAGAAUAGCUGUUUAAUGAACUCUUCAAAGAGACCUUUAAUCAUAGGUUCUUCCAGUUUAAAGCAAUAACUUUAGUACUUUUCUUUCAAAGUUUAAUACUUCUAGUAUGUCAAGUUAAGCCAUCCUGAGAUUUGAAAACUUUAAAGCAAAAUUGUAGUAGAGAUCAUCUCCAUAAAAUUGUGCUUUGAAGUUUUGUGGAUUACUUAAAUAUCUUUCAUAGUCUUGUAUACCUUUUAUAUAAAAGCUUUUUCAUAAGGAAAACACUGAUUUUAUUUGCUGUUAACUGGGAGUUCCUCAGUAUGGAUAUGUUUGUUUAAAGUCUCCCCUCCUUUUAUCAAUGGAUUGGGUACAGGGAUAGACUUUACAGAUUUGCAGCUUAAAUUCUUGAGAAAGUCCUUAUUUUUUAAAUGCUUAAUAGCUGAGUCAGGAUAAAGGAGGGAAACUAUUAAUACUCUGAUAUCUAAAUUUCAUAAUACCACUAGGAAAGCUAUUUCCUUCAACAAAUUAUAGUUUAUGUUAUUGGCUAGAGUCUUAUUUGAGAUGUAUUGCUUUAUUUUUCAAUUAAAAGUGGUUUUCUCCUCUUUGUGUGUCUAAUUAAAAUUUUGUCUAGAGGCAAACAUAACAUUAACUCUCAUAACUUAUCCUGGGAGACUUGUAGGAAAUAACCCAUUAUUUUUCACUUAAAAAUGUGCAUCGGCGAAAGCUAACACAUGCUGAAACUAUGUGUUGAAUUUAACUUUAUAAAACUAUUUCAUCUUUUUUCAAAUGUAAUAAACUUGUGUUAUUUUGCAAGUGUACAGUCAGCAUGAUUUUCAAAUCUUGUUAGCAACCAGGUAGAAAGCUAGUUAACUAGUUAAUAAAUACUUUUAUGUGGAAAAAUUACCACCCUUAAGUAGGAUUAGGGCUAUAAGAAUAUAUUGCCAAAUACAAUGCCAUCUACCUGUUGGAUUGUUUAAUACAUACUAAUUAAAAUCUUCAAUGACUCAAUUUUUAUAGACAUCUUUUGGGGCUGCUAUUCAUAGAAUGAACCCUUUGUGGAGGUGGUGACAUUUUAGCCUUUGUAGAAAUGAUGUAAUCCAGAAAACAUGUAAAUACAUGUAAUCUAAAACACAAAGUAGAAUAAAUUAUGAAUAAAGUACUCAUUCCAUGAUACCAUGU